Messenger RNA from Dichomitus squalens LYAD-421 SS1, 321 nucleotides. RefSeq lists its product as uncharacterized. The transcript has a single exon. The record is from RefSeq and is a predicted model, not a curated record. Lineage: Eukaryota; Fungi; Basidiomycota; Agaricomycetes; Polyporales; Polyporaceae. Bases 1 to 321 code for a protein of 106 amino acids.
AUGGUCGCCUUCGCCGCCUGCAUCCUCGAAUUUCCGGUGGCAUAUGUUCCUAGCGGCGACGGUUCAGAUCCGUUCCUCGCCGGUAUCCCUCUCGAUGUGUACGAGUGUGUUCUAGUACAACCUGUGCUGGGCCUGCCAGAACACAUCAUGCUCAAGUUCUCCUGCCCGCAAACGAUUACUGCCGAAGUCUCGGAGUUGCGACCGGACGUUCUUGGGGAAAGACUAAGAGCGCGGUUCGCCGAACGGCUGGAGCGAGCGGGGUUCAGGGGAACUCUACUUUUACGACAUACGGUAGAGACUAUGGACAGAGUGGCUUUGUAA